Molecule: messenger RNA, 1051 nt
Organism: Dermacentor albipictus
Lineage: Eukaryota; Metazoa; Arthropoda; Arachnida; Ixodida; Ixodidae
Source: RefSeq, a predicted model, not a curated record
ACUUCCAUGCCAGAACUGCCAUCUGUUUGAGGCCGCCGCAACCUUGGAUUAUCGCUCUCAUCUUGGGGGUGGUGUUCUUGGGAAGGCAUUCUUUUCACUGUGGCAGCGACGACGAAGGUGUGCGGGCGCAAACUAAUCCACUCUUCUACAACAUUGCAGCUCGCACUGCUGCUCUCCGCUGCCGUGGUAAUGGUGUGCGCCCAAGAUGGCGGCCACUUGGACGGUGGCAGUUACGAUGGCUUUGACGGCGGCGAAGGCGGAGUCUUCGUUGGGGGCUUUGGAGGCGGUGACGACGGAUUCGUUGGUGACGAAGGUGGAUACGGCGACGGGGCCUACGACGGAACAGCCAUGCAGCCCGUGUAUGUGGCGUCGGAGACCAUCGCGGCACCCGCGGUGGUGCUUUACCGCAAGAGGCGCUCCCCCGCCCACGGGCGCCCCGGAACUGUUGUUCACGCGAGCGGUGAAUCCUGGCUGCGUUCUCCCGUGCAGAGCCCACCAUGGCGGUCGCUGGCUCGCCCGUUCACCGCCGAGUCAGGAGGGCUGGCUACGGCGUCGUAGGUCCGGUGCACACGUACGUAAGGACGGACUACGACGGAAACUUCAAGUGGGGCGCCAGGCAUCACGUUGGGAAGUCUUACGGUGGCGGCCACGGAGGAGGAUACGGGCACUACUGAGCCGGGCCCGCGCUGCUCUCGUAAUUCUUCGGCGGCCACACUGUCUUGCAGCUUCGCACCCAUAACAGGGCGUGUGACGUGUUCAUUUGCGCGUCACUGAAUGCUGCCUGCGCGUCGAUGUCUUCCUUUUAACGUUUCGCGGCAGAAGUGGAGGGACAUCACUGGGAAACGACCGACGACACCAUUCUGCGGCCGUGCACACAAAAGCAGCCGCUGUUUACACGGCUGUUUUCGAUGCCGGCAUCAGGGCAACGCACAAUUAAACUUGUGAAUGAAAUACUGCAACAGUUAUGCUCUUUUCACAAACGGUGUCAUAUUAGAUGGAUUCCUAAAUAAAAGCUGGGCGUGGCGAACGCGCCACGAGAGAGUGUUUCGUA